AUAAGUGCGUCGGCUAUUUACACUCGUGAACGUAAGUGACACUGACAACAACAGCAAUCGUCUACAAAUCAUCGUUUACGCUUCCGAAAGGAAGAUUUGUUUUACUUAGUUGUUCUGGGAAGUUUCAUCAAGCCACCAUGUCUUCGGCAGAUGUUGAUAUGCUGAUUGACAUGGGCUUCCUUCGCGAGAAAGCGGAGAAGGCUCUACAAAUGACUGGCAACAAAGGAGUGGAACCGGCAAUGGAGUGGCUGUUGGCUCAUAAUGAUGACGUGGAAUCUAGUUCAAGUGGCGCUGCUGCCUCGUCCAAUGCAAAUGGAGAAGAAGCCGCAAGUGCAGAGACUGCCGAAGCAGAGGCUAAGUCACUCAAAUGCAAUGAAUGCAAUAAGCUUUUUAAGACCCAGUCUGAAGUUGAAUUCCAUGCUGCCAAAACUGGGCAUACAGACUUUGCCGAGUCCACUGAGGAAAAGAAACCAUUGACAGAGGAAGAGAAGGCUGAGCAAGUCAGGAAGCUAGAAGAAAAGCUGAAAAUGAAGAGAAAAGAGCGCGAAGAGAAGGAGAAGCUAGAAGCCCUCGAGAAAGAGAAAAAUCGUAUUCGUUCAGGGAAAGAGAUGAUUGAAGCAAAGCGCAAGCUUGAAGAGCAAGAAAUAAAGAAGAUGGCCGAGUUGAGACGAAGAGAGAAAGAGGAUGACAAGAGAGCAAGAGAUAGAGUUCGAGCACAAAUAGAAGCUGAUAAAGCAGCAAGGAAAGCCAAGGCUGAUGCAGCAGCGGGAAUUACCCCGGUAACCCCAGCUCCAGCACCUGUGCCUGUCCAAGUCAAACCGGCUACACCUUCUGCACCGAAAGAUUACAGUGAAACUAGGCUUCAGAUACGACUUACUAAUGGUCAAGCCCUUACUCAAACAUUUGGGGCUAAAGAAACACUUUCAGCAGUGAGAGUGUACAUUGAAAUGAACCGCACUGAUGGAGACGCACCAUUUUCUUUAAUGACCUCAUUUCCAAGGAAAGUGUUCGCCUUUGAAGAUUAUGAGAAACCACUUGAAAUUCUUGGUCUUGUGCCAUCUUCUGUGUUAAUUGUUGCUAAAGCUCAGUAAUAACUUAGAAAAACUCUUCUGUGGCUUCUGUGAUUACUCUAUAGCACAAUGUGGAUUGGAUGAAUUCUGAAAUAAUGCUCAUCAUUUGGAGCUUUUCAAAAGUGUCAAACAUGUGGGCAACUGAAAUAUUACCUGUGUAUGUAAUGUGAUGAACUAUUAUAACCAUUUUAAGAUUCUCUUAAUAAAUUGUUCAGUGAUAAAUUA
Messenger RNA from Thrips palmi, 1295 nucleotides. Its product is annotated as UBX domain-containing protein 1. Gene Ontology annotation, molecular function: protein binding. The transcript has 7 exons. Bases 138 to 1091 code for a protein of 317 amino acids. The record is from RefSeq and is a predicted model, not a curated record. Lineage: Eukaryota; Metazoa; Arthropoda; Insecta; Thysanoptera; Thripidae.